Molecule: messenger RNA, 666 nt
Organism: Procambarus clarkii (red swamp crayfish)
Lineage: Eukaryota; Metazoa; Arthropoda; Malacostraca; Decapoda; Cambaridae
Source: RefSeq, a predicted model, not a curated record
AUGGUACGCAACCAGCCGCCCACGGAGCCGGCCACCCAUGGAGCCAGCCGCCCACGGAGCCAGUCGCCCACGGAGCCAGCCGCCCAUGGAGCCAGCCGCCCAUGGAGCCAGCCGCCCAUGGAGCCAGCCGCCCACGGAGCCGGCCACCCAUGGAGCCGGCCACCCAUGGAGCCAGCCGCCCAUGGAGCCAGCCGCCCAUGGAGCCAGCCCCCAUGGAGCCAGCCACCCAUGGAGCCAGCCGCCCACGGAGCCAGUCGCCCACGGAGUCGGCCGCCCAUGGAGCCAGCCGCCCAUGGAGCCAGCCGCCCAUGGAGCCAGCCGCCCACGGAGCCAGCCGCCCACGGAUCCAGUCGCCCACGGAGUCGGCCGCCCAUGGAGCCAGCCGCCCAUGGAGCCAGCCGCCCAUGGAGCCAGCCGCCCAUGGAGCCAGCCCGCCCACGGAGCCAGCCGCUCACGGAGCCGGCCACCCAUGGAGCCGGCCACCCAUGGAGCCAGCCGCCCAUGGAGCCAGCCGCCCACGGAGCUAGUAAAUCACUGUGCCAGCCACCCACGGAGCCAGCAAGUCACACCCAUGCAGCCAGCCAGUUGGCCAGGAAACCCUUCACGGAGCCAACCAGCCAAACGGAACCAGCAAACCACCCACUCAUCAACGGUUCAGCCAGCUAA